Molecule: messenger RNA, 1036 nt
Organism: Notolabrus celidotus (New Zealand spotty)
Lineage: Eukaryota; Metazoa; Chordata; Actinopteri; Labriformes; Labridae
Product: ADP-ribosylation factor 4-like
Exons: 7
Coding region: 55-588 (177 amino acids)
Biological process (GO): intracellular protein transport; vesicle-mediated transport
Cellular component (GO): plasma membrane; cytoplasm
Molecular function (GO): GTPase activity; GTP binding
Source: RefSeq, a predicted model, not a curated record
UCCAAAGAAACAGCACGAGCCGUUCACCGCGAGGAAAAACUUUCAACCACGAACAUGGGAGGCAUCAUCUCACAGAUCUUCAACAGGUUCACCUACAAAACACCUGUUCGGAUUUUAAUGGUGGGUCUGGAUGCAGCAGGUAAAACCACUCUGCUCUACAAACUGAAGUUGGCCGAGGUCGUCACCACCAUACCAACUAUCGGGUUCAACGUGGAGACGGUGGAGUAUAAGAACAUCAGUUUCACAGUCUGGGAUGUUGGUGGUCAGACAAUCAUCAGACCUCUCUGGAGACACUACUUUGUAAACACACAGGGUCUGAUAUUUGUAGUUGACAGCAACGACCCCGAGAGGAUUAAAGAAGCUGCUGACGAGCUGCACAAGAUGUUGGAGGAAGACGAGUUGAGGAACGUGGCCGUACUGGUGUUGGCGAACAAACAGGAUCUGCCGAGAGCCAUGUCAGUCAGUGACAUAACAGAGUCUCUGAGUUUAUCAGCAGUCUCACAGCCGUGGUUCGUCCAGGCGUCCUGUGCUGUCAACGGUUCAGGUCUGGCCGAGGGUCUGGACUGGCUCUCCAACCAGAUCCAGUAACAGUGAUUGGACUCCCUGGUGUUCUGCUUUAUUCUGCUUCCUGUUGAAUCUUCAGGUGGUCUAUUAUGUCCUGUGGCCUGUUGCACCAUCUCUGCAUAAGUUGAGUCCUCAGUUAGGGUGUAAAGUCGUCACUAAACCAAACGUUGAACGAGUUAGUUUGUAACUUAAGUUGUGUCGUUGUUCUGUUUCACCUCAGAGACGUAAAGUUCUUCUUAACUAGCAGACCGUAACAUCCAAACUAAACUUAAUAAUGUCACAGAUAUGACGUUUUCACCCUGUUCGGCCAAUCAGUGAUCAGCUUUCUCCUUAAUGGGGUGUCUAAGUGCUAACUCACAUUAGCCUCAUUGCCUCCAAUCCAAGCGGCAACCUCUGGUCUAAAAAUAUGAGGCCAAUGCGAAGUGCUAAAAACUGCAGUUCAUUGAGGAUCCACUUGAGGCUGGCUCCGAAA